CACGUAAAAUGUCUGGGAAAAACGUAUUCGAUUCUCAAUUCCACAUCGGUGUCCACAAAGUGCGGUCGUACGGAAAAAGGCAACAAGGAAAACAUGGCAACGGAUAACUUGACUGCUGUUCUUCAUGGCAUUGAGGAUUUGCGUUUGGAACAACGCCCCAUUCCAGAAAUAGCCAGCGAUGAGGUGCUACUGGCCAUGGACAGUGUUGGCAUUUGCGGCUCGGAUGUCCACUAUCUCACUGCUGGACGCAUUGGCGACUUUGUGGUGACCAAGCCCAUGGUCAUUGGACACGAGGCUGCCGGUGUGGUGGCCAAGGUGGGCAAGUGCGUAAGGAAUUUGGCUGUGGGCGAUCGCGUGGCCAUUGAGCCGGGUGUACCCUGCCGACACUGCGAUCACUGCAAGCAGGGCAAGUACAAUCUCUGCGCCGAUAUGGUGUUCUGUGCCACGCCCCCAUACGAUGGCAACCUAACGCGCUUCUACAAACAUGCGGCGGACUUUUGCUACAAGCUGCCGGAUCAUGUCAGCAUGGAGGAGGGCGCACUCUUGGAGCCCCUCUCAGUCGGUGUUCACGCCUGUCGCCGUGCCGAGGUUGGCCUGGGCUCGAAGGUGCUCAUCCUGGGCGCUGGACCCAUCGGUCUGGUUACGCUUCUGGCUGCUCAAGCCAUGGGAGCUUCCGAGAUUUUGAUCACGGAUUUAGUGCAGCAGCGUCUGGAUGUGGCCAAGGAGCUGGGCGCCACACACACCCUGCUGCUGGACAGGGAACAGAGUGCCGAGGAGACGGUCAAAAGAGUCCAUUGUACCAUGAGCGAGGCACCUGACAAGGCCGUCGACUGCUGUGGCGCUGAGAGCAGUGCCCGUCUGGCAAUCUUCGCUACACGUUCCGGCGGUGUUGUUGUUAUUGUGGGCAUGGGAGCACCAGAGAUAAAGCUACCUUUGAUCAAUGCCCUGGCACGUGAGGUUGACAUACGUGGAGUCUUUCGCUACUGCAACGACUAUCCGGCUGCUCUGGCUCUGGUGGCAUCGGGUAAAGUCAAUGUUAAGCGUCUGGUAACGCAUCACUUUGACAUCACGGAGACGGCAAAGGCCUUUGAGACCUCUCGCUACGGCCAUGGUGGGGCCAUCAAAGUCAUGAUACACGUCCAGCCCAGAGAUGCCAACAAUUCAGUUAAAUUUUGAACCUAUUAAAUUCUAAAAU
This is a messenger RNA of Drosophila subobscura, 1195 nucleotides long. RefSeq names its product sorbitol dehydrogenase (gene Sodh2). The coding region runs from base 94 to 1176 and encodes 360 amino acids. NCBI's taxonomy places the organism in Eukaryota, Metazoa, Arthropoda, Insecta, Diptera, Drosophilidae. The transcript is spliced from 6 exons. The record is from RefSeq and is a predicted model, not a curated record. Gene Ontology annotation, molecular function: zinc ion binding; L-iditol 2-dehydrogenase (NAD+) activity. Gene Ontology annotation, biological process: D-sorbitol catabolic process.